AUGUUUGUUGCGUUCCCUUACACAAAAUCACUGCAAGCAGCGAAGUCACUGUUUAGCCUGUUCCUUUAUCCCAAUAUGAUUGGACUUGAGUCGAUGGCUGACCCAUCUGACACCUGGGAGAUUACUGAAACCAUAGGGAAGGGGACGUAUGGGAAAGUUUAUAAAGUCAGCAACAAGAAAGAUGGAAGCAUGGCAGCGGUGAAGAUCUUGGACCCUAUCAGUGAUAUUGAUGAGGAGAUCGAGGCAGAGUAUAAUAUUCUGAAGUCACUUUCAAAUCACCCAAACGUUGUAAUGUUUUAUGGGAUGUAUUACAAAGCCGAUCAGUAUGUUGGUGGACAGCUCUGGCUCGUUCUGGAGCUGUGCGACGGAGGAUCCGUCACAGACCUCGUGAAAAGCAUGGUAAAGUGCGGACAACGUUUGGACGAAGCCAUUAUUUCAUAUAUCCUAUAUGGAUCAUUGCUAGGUCUCCAGCAUUUGCACAACAAUAGAAUCAUCCAUCGUGACGUGAAAGGGAACAAUAUUCUUCUGACAACAGAAGGGGGAGUCAAGCUGGUUGACUUUGGAGUGUCUGCACAGCUCACCAGUGCACGCCUGCGCAGGAACACGUCUGUGGGUACACCAUUCUGGAUGGCACCAGAGGUCAUCGCUUGUGAGCAGCAGUAUGAUUACUCCUAUGACGUCCGCUGUGAUGUUUGGUCUCUUGGGAUUACAGCCAUCGAGCUGGCAGACGGAGAUCCGCCUUUGUCCUCUAUGCACCCAGUGAAAGCGCUCUUCAAGAUCCCGAGAAACCCUCCUCCUACAUUACUUCAUCCAGAACAAUGGUCCAGAGCAUUCAGCCACUUCAUUGCACAGUGUCUGAUUAAGGAUUUUGAAAAGAGGCCAUCAGUCAUACAUCUGCUGGAGCAUCCAUUCAUCAAGCAGGCCCAUGGUAAAGAAAUGGCCUUACAGAGACAGCUGGCCGAUCUCGUCUACACUCAGCAGCAGUCUGGAUCUAUUGCUAGAACAAGGUAUGAAAGGAUGCAUACCAGGAGGCCUUGUGUGCUGCACACCAAGGAGAACACCUGUCUGGAUGAUGACCUGGUCAACCUGGAGGUUCUAGAUGAGGAAACCAUAAUUCACCAGUUACAAACCCGGUUUGCAGAUUUACAGAUAUACACCUACGUUGGCGAUAUUUUGAUCGCAUUAAAUCCUUUCCAGAACCUCAGCAUUUAUUCACCACAGUUCUCCAAGCUGUAUCAUGGAGUAAAACGUGCCUCAAACCCCCCUCAUAUAUUUGCCACUGCAGACGCAGCAUAUCAGGGAAUGGUGACUUUCAGCAAAGAUCAGUGCAUUAUCAUCAGCGGAGAGAGCGGUGCCGGGAAGACAGAAAGUGCUCAUUUGAUUGUGCAACAUUUAACCUUCCUGGGAAAGGCUAAUAAUAGGGCACUGCGAGAAAAGAUCCUACAAGUUAACCCUUUGGUUGAAGCCUUUGGAAACGCCUGCACUGUGAUCAAUGACAACUCCAGUCGGUUUGGAAAAUAUCUAGAAAUGAUGUUCACACCCACGGGGGCCGUCAUGGGUGCAAAGAUCUCGGAAUACCUGUUGGAAAAAUCCCGGGUCAUUAAACAGUCUAUGGGUGAGAAGAAUUUUCAUAUAUUUUAUUACAUAUAUGCUGGUCUCUAUCACCAUAAAAAGCUUUCAGAAUACAGUCUCCCAGAGAAAAAGCCUCCAAGAUACAUUGACAAUGAAACAGGUUCAGUCAUGCAAGAUAUUACCUCCAAGGAAUCGUACAGAAGACAAUUUGCUGCAAUUCAACAUUGUUUUAGGAUUAUAGGAUUUAGUAAUGACGAAGUCCAUUCGGUGUACAGAAUUCUGGCCGGAAUACUGAACACAGGGAACAUUGAGUUUACUGCCAUAUCUUCAAAACACCAAACUGAUAAGAGUGAAGUUCCUAAUGGAGAAGCCUUAGAAAACGCUGCUGCCCUUCUCAGUAUUGGUGCCGAAGAGCUUCAGGAGGCGCUGACCUCACACUGUGUAGUAACAAGAGGGGAGACGAUUAUCCGCACCAACACUGUGGAUAAAGCAGCUGAUGUCCGAGAUGCCAUGUCCAAGGCUUUGUAUGGGAGGCUUUUCAGCUGGAUUGUGAACCGCAUUAACACCCUUCUCCAGCCUGACAAAAAUAUAUGCAAUGCUGAGAGUGGUAUGAACGUGGGCAUUCUAGAUAUUUUUGGAUUUGAAAACUUCAAACGAAAUUCUUUCGAACAGCUUUGCAUUAACAUUGCCAAUGAGCAGAUCCAGUUUUAUUUUAAUCAGCAUAUAUUUGCUUUGGAGCAGAUGGAAUAUCAGAGUGAAGGAAUAGAUGCUGCAAUGGUGAAGUAUGAGGACAACCGGCCUCUAUUAGAUACCUUUCUUCAGAAACCCAUGGGGCUUUUGUCUCUGCUGGAUGAAGAAAGCAGAUUCCCACAAGCAACAGACCAGACUUUAGUUGAUAAAUUUGAAGACAAUCUUAGAUGCAAAUACUUUUGGAGGCCGAAAUGCGUGGAGCUUUGUUUUGGUAUUCAGCAUUAUGCUGGAAAGGUCCUCUAUGAUGCUUGUGGUUUCCUCGAGAAGAACAGAGACACACUACCCGCUGAUAUUGUUGUCCUGUUGAGAACAUCAGAAAAUAAACUUCUUCAGCAGCUGUUCUCGAGUCCGUUGACUAAAACAGGUAAUCUGGCUCAGUCAAGAGCACGAGUGACAGCGGCUUCUCGAUCGCUGCCUCCUCAACUCAAUGCAGGACGUAUUAAGAUAGAUACAAUGGAAAUGAUGAGGCAUCCGGACGAAACAACUAAUAUGAAAAGACAGACUGUGGCUUCUUAUUUUAGGUAUUCCCUUAUGGACUUGUUAUCCAAAAUGGUGGUUGGGCAGCCUCAUUUUGUCCGCUGCAUUAAGCCAAAUGAUGACCGGGAGGCAAUGAAGUUUUGCCGGGAGAGAGUACUCAUGCAACUGCGCUACACAGGGAUUCUAGAAACUGUCAAUAUCCGAAGGCAGGGAUAUUCACAUCGUAUUUUAUUUGAGGAGUUCCUCAAAAGGUAUUAUUACCUUGCAUUCAAAGCUCAUCAGAAUCCUCCACCGACGAAAGAAAGUUGUACUGCAAUUCUAGAAAAAGCUAAACUUGAAAAGUGGGUUCUUGGAAGAACGAAGGUUUUCCUGAAAUACUACCACGUGGAACAGCUAAACCUCUUACUGCGGGAAGUCAUCGGACGGGUAGUGGUGAUGCAGGCCUAUACCAAAGGAUGGCUCGGUGCAAGGAGAUACAAGAAAGUUAAAGAGAAGAGAGAAAAGAGUGCGACCUGUAUUCAGGCUGCAUGGAGAGGAUAUGAUAGUCGAAAGAAAUUCCAAGAACUAAGAACCAGAAGAAAUGAAGCUGCAGUUGUUAUUCAAGCAGCUUUUAAGGGGUAUGUUGCCAGAAAGAAUUAUAUUGUCAUAAAGAACAGCAAACCAUUUCCACUCACAGAUAAAUCUCCAGAUGGGACAGCUGCCAUUUACAGCAGUGGAAAAUGGAAUGAUGGAGUGCUGACCCAGCACUGCUCACAAAUAUCUGAUGUCAAUGGACAGUUUAAAAUGAUGGUAGUAAUACUCAACUGGCAAGAGAAUUGUGACACUACUCAUUUCACAGAGCCAGACAGCCUGGACCAGCAGUUGGAGAAGGAUUACGAUGUCUUAAACAUGCAGGAUGCAGGGACCAUGCGCACAGACAGAGGUAGACAGAAUUUCAAUAUCCUUGGACCUCGCAAAAUUACAGGCUCAGAACAAUACUUUGAAAAAAAGUUGAGGACAACAAGACGUGGUCAACAGCCCAAAACAUUGAACAGCCCAGAGGACAGCCUCUACUACAACCAAAUUAAUGGAACUCUGGAAUAUCAAGGGAGCAAGCGGAAGCCGAGGAAACUUGGCCAAAUCAAAGUUUUAGAUGGAGAGGAUGAAUAUUACAGACUGUUAUCAGCUGUCGACUCGAUACCCGAGGAGGAUCUAUCAGUCUGCAGCCCUUUGACCAAGGAGCAAGAAGCAUUUUUUGCCUCUAGUUCUGUACAUUAA
Molecule: messenger RNA, 4056 nt
Organism: Bufo gargarizans (Asiatic toad)
Lineage: Eukaryota; Metazoa; Chordata; Amphibia; Anura; Bufonidae
Gene: MYO3B
Product: myosin IIIB
Exons: 35
Coding region: 1-4056 (1351 amino acids)
Biological process (GO): protein phosphorylation
Cellular component (GO): myosin complex
Molecular function (GO): protein kinase activity; cytoskeletal motor activity; protein binding
Source: RefSeq, a predicted model, not a curated record